Molecule: messenger RNA, 1572 nt
Organism: Penicillium malachiteum
Lineage: Eukaryota; Fungi; Ascomycota; Eurotiomycetes; Eurotiales; Aspergillaceae
Product: putative MFS transporter
Exons: 3
Coding region: 1-1572 (523 amino acids)
Biological process (GO): transmembrane transport
Molecular function (GO): transmembrane transporter activity
Source: RefSeq, a predicted model, not a curated record
AUGGCCUCACCUAUACCGCCAUAUGAAAAGUCGGUCAAUCAUCUAAAUGCUCCUGGAGUGCUCGAGGAAGUCGAGGCUCUUGAGGGCUACGUGAUCGAUCCGAGCCAUUAUGCAGACAAUGCAGCUAGGCUAAAGACCACCAAGGACGGUCGAUUUGUUCUUAUUCCACAACCGUUGGACUCUACAGAAGACCCGUUGAACUGGAGAGAAAGUAAGAAGCUCCGCAUUGUUGCAAUCAUCGCGUACAUUGCCUUGUUAGCGGACUACACAGGUGGGACAGCGAUCAUCACUGUUAUUCCACAGUCUAUGUCAGCAUUCCACAUAAGCAUGGACUCCCUACAAUGGGGCCUAUCUCAAGAAAAAGUCCAGAGAGCCGUUGUGGGAAACCUCUUCACGAUUGGUGUCUGUGGAUUAGUUGUUGUGCCCCUGACAAGCUAUUUCGGGCGCUGGCCAGUCACCUUGGUUUUUCAAUGUAUGAUGUUGGGAACCUGCGUCUGGUCUGCAGCAGCCACGAGUUUUCCCUCGUAUCUUGCAGCACGAAUUCUUAACGGUUUCUUUUGCAGUGUUGGACAAGGAGGUGCGUUGUUAUGGAUCAAGGAUCUAUUCUAUUUCCAUCAACAUCCGCAGGUCAUCAACUAUGUUGAAUUCUCGAUCAUUCUGAGUCCCUACCUUGGUCCACUGAUUACUUCCUUCAUUGUAUCGGAGGUGAGCUGGAGAUGGGCAUUCUGGGGUUGUACUAUUCUGUCAGGAAUUGGCCUGAUUCUUGUCUUCUUUAUGGAUGAAACGCUCUUUGACCGCAAAAAUCCUAUCACAUUGCGAGGCUCUUAUGUUUCUCGUAUUCUCGGAGCUAAUCAGGCUCAGAAUUGGAAGCACAAGAGCUUCUUAUCCUGCAUGUCACGCCCCAUAGUGGCUAUAGCCAAAGUUCCUGUGCUUAUCAUUAUCAUAUACUACUUUCUCAACUUUGCUUGGGUGAUUGGUGUGAAUACAACCAUCGCGAUCUGGCUUAGCGAUAUCUAUGGAUUCUCAACCCGUGGCAUAGGCUACUUUUAUUUCUUUGGAAUUGUCGGCUGUCUCGUCGGCUGGUUCAUUGGUCACUUCCUCCACGAUGCUGUUGGAAGAUACUAUACCAACCGACAUGCUGGACGUUUACAUCCCGAGGCCAGACUCAUAAUCACAUACCCAGCCACGAUUCUCUGUUGUGUCAGUCUUAUUAUUCUUGGACUCGCAUUUCAGAUGCAUUGGCACUAUAUGGUCAUUGCGGUAUUUGCUGCGACGCAAUGUGUGGGAGUCAUGAUUGUCACCACUGCAGUGAAUGCCUACUUGCUUGACUGCUACCCUGAAGGAUCAGGUGAAGUAGGUGCCUGGGUCUCGGCGAGCCGAAGCUGGGCUGGAUUUAUGGCAACUUAUAUCCAAAUUGAAUGGGUGGAUCGUACUGGGCCUGCGAAGGCGUUGGGUAUCCAAGCUGGGAUUACUGCUGCGUCGUUGUUUUUCAUGGCUUUCUUGCAGGUAUAUGGAAAGCGAAUGAGGAAAUGGCAGGGUCGGAUGGUUUUUCAAGUUGGGAAUACUGUUUGA